GUUCCCAUGGAGACGCCCCGCGUCCUCUGACGAGUGCCCUCUGGACAGUUGCCAUCGCGAUUGGUGCCGCCCUCCUCGCAGCGCUCCGAGCUGGGUCGCUUUGCAGGCGACUGUCCCCUCCUGCACACCCCGCACGCACCGCUGGCUGCCGCGGGUUGCAGAUUGUUGGGAGAGGAUCCAAAGCAGUGAGAGAGGUUAUCUCUAAUCUCGACCUGUCAUCUGCUGUCGUGGACCGAAGGUGCCGUCUCGUCCUUCAUCCAUUGUAAUGUACCUCUUAAAACCUUCCUUACAUCUAACUGAGCUGUUUUCCUGGUUUCCUGUGCUAGGACUAUAGGGGGACUAUAUUUCAAUGGUAGCCCAUCGAAGAUGUAGAUGAUUAAGAGGUGUUUUCCCCCUCUGCUUUGGGAUCGAAUCACUCUGUCACAGACCAAGGUAUUUUUCUAAGGAAAUGGAUACAUCUUCCCAAAAAUACCCAGUCAAAAAGCGAGUGAAAAUUCAUCCCAACACAGUAACAGUGAAAUACACCUCUCAUUAUCCCCAGCCAGGGGAAGAGGGAUGUGAGGAUGUUAAUGAAGAUACUGGAGUAUUUAUGGAGGAUAAUCCUAAGAGAAGAUUACUGAAUGAUGGGAAAAAGAGAGAAAAGACUUUCUUUGGUACAAUAGACACCAAGCCAGCACAAUUGCCAAAACCUGAUGAGAUUGGACAAUCCCAGCAGUUAUAUGAAGGAAAUGUACUGCAGUCCAGGAAAACAUGGGCAGUCCUUUUUGGCUCUGCUGUGGCUCACGGAUGUGUGGCUCUGAUCACAAGAUUAAUUUCUGACCGUUCCAAAGUGCCAUCUCUGGAGCUGAUUUUCAUCCGCUCAGUCCUGCAGGCGCUUUCCCUCACUGCUGUGUGCUACCACCACGAGCCUCCCUUCGGCCCCAAAGGCUACCGGCUCCGACUGUUCCUCUACGGGGUCUGCAAUGUCAUCUCCAUCACCUGUGCCUACACCUCCUUCUCCAUAGUGCCCCCCAGCAAUGGGACCAUCAUGUGGAGGGCCACCACCACGGUCUUCAGUGCCAUUCUGGCUUUUUUACUCAUAGAUGAAGGAAUGGCUUAUAUAGACAUAGUCACUGUCCUUGGCAGUGUGUUCGGUGUUUGUCUGGUCAUGAUCCCCAACAUUGUUAAGGAGGAGAACUCUUUGCUGAACACCUGGAAGGAAGCUUUUGGCUAUACCAUGACUGUCAUGGCUGGUCUGACCACUGCCCUUUCCAUGAUAGUCUACAGGUCCAUCAAAGACAACAUCAGCAUGUGGACAGCACUGUUCACUUUCAGCUGGACGGGAACAGUGUGGGGAGCAUCCACCAUGUUCCUGCUCCAAGAGCCAAUUGUCCCACUGGAUGGGGAAACCUGGAGCUAUCUCCUUGCCAUCUGCCUGUGCUCCACUGCAGCCUUCCUGGGGGUCUACUAUGCCCUAGGCAAGUUCCACCCUGCUCUGGUGAGCACUGUGCAGCACCUGGAGAUCGUCAUUGCCAUGGUCCUGCAGCUCCUUGUGCUGCACAGCUUCCCAAACACUUGUGAUGUGGUUGGGGCAGUGCUUAUUUUGGUGAGUGUUUUUUUCCUUGCAUGUUAUAAGCUUUCCUGGAAGGAAUUAAGAAGGCAAGAUUAUCAAGAGAUUGUGGAUUUACCCAUUAAAUGAAUGUCAGUUUUCAAUGUCUGAUUUCUGGCUGUGACCAUGUGGAAGUGACUCCUUUCAGCUCCUGUGUCCGAGUGUAGUGGCCAGGCCCUCUCUCUACCAUUUCACUUUUCAGCUGAUGUAGUAAUGUUGGUAUCUCCAGGUGCCUGUGCCAGGUGGAUUUGUUCUGCUGCACACAACCAUUUUAUCAUACCCAAAAGAGUAGCACACAGGGUGCACAGCCAGCACAGCCUGGCCCACUGAAAUGCAGGCCAAGCUCUUCUUGACCUUCUCUGCAUAAAGCAAUACAGAGGGAUUCAAAAGUGACUCUCUUUCAGGAGUGAUGUGGUAGGAAGAUGAGCAACAAAACCACUAAAACGGUCAAAUCAAAUUGUCAUUUCCUCUGUAAUGCUUCUUAAGCUUUGGCUGUCAUAUUCUAAAUGGAGCAAUGCUAAAUUUCUGUGGCUAAAACUUGCAUUUCCUGUGUGUAUAAAGAAGUCAGUAAAGCUUUUUGUGCUUUGUGGC
Molecule: messenger RNA, 2179 nt
Organism: Sturnus vulgaris (Common starling)
Lineage: Eukaryota; Metazoa; Chordata; Aves; Passeriformes; Sturnidae
Source: RefSeq, a predicted model, not a curated record